This is a messenger RNA of Glycine soja, 1055 nucleotides long. Its product is annotated as ribosomal RNA-processing protein 17-like. Lineage: Eukaryota; Viridiplantae; Streptophyta; Magnoliopsida; Fabales; Fabaceae. Bases 84 to 644 code for a protein of 186 amino acids. Gene Ontology annotation, cellular component: nucleolus. The transcript has 3 exons. Gene Ontology annotation, molecular function: RNA binding. The record is from RefSeq and is a predicted model, not a curated record.
UAAUAAUAAUAUGAAGCAGUGAAAAGAAAGGGAGUUGGGGAGCCAUGACAUGUUGUGUAAUCUAGGUUUUGUUUGAUUGCGGGAUGGAAGCGGAGACAGUGCAAGAACAGCGCAAAGGCGCGCAGCUGAAGAAGAGGGCUCUGAAGAACAAAGCUUUGGGCAUCACCUUCAACGAGAAAGAUCUCAAUGACUAUGUCACCGGCUUUCACAAGCGCAAGAAGAAGAGAAGAAAGGAAGCCCAGAAGCAACAGAACGAGGCUCUGCGCCGCAAACGCAACGACGAACGCAAAAGGAGGAAGUUGGAAAGAGAACAUGUUCUUAAUGGAGGCGUGCCACCUGAUGAAAUUGAUGAGGGCCAAGAAGAAGUUGAGGAGCAAGUUGAAUCUAUUGCUGAAAUGAAGACAUACGAGAAUGAUGAUCUGAAAGUCACUGUUGUAACAAGUGAGAUCAACCCUGAAGACGAAAGUUAUCCUAGUGAGAGGAAGGAGGCAGCAGUGAUCCCUCAAUCUGUUGUGUCUGAUAAAAGGCAAGGGGUACCCAUAAGUAACAAGAAAUCUUUCAAGAAGGUUGCAAAACAGAGGUCUCGGCCAAGGCCAUCAAGUAAGAGAGAUAAAAAGAAAGGAAAGAAGCGAGGCAAGAAGUAAUGGCAGCUAAGCAUCUUGCGUCUUCAGAACAUUCCAAGUCUACAAUGAAGAAGGAACUGUGUUUUUGUGGAGGUGCUUGUUAAGUGCAGUAAUUUGGCUAUACCUAGAAGUGAGAACUCAUGCUUGCAUAUUGCAGGAUUUGGACGUGUUUCGUUUAGUUGGUUACCUACCUGGUUCCUACUGUCCAUGACAGGAUUUUCUUCUUCAGGGCUAUUCCUGUCUUCCCAUUUUGGGGAUCCAAGAGUUAAGAAAGAAACACCUAAUUUUUCUCCUUUUCUUUUGGUUAAUCGGUAAUUCUAUUGUGUAUUAUACAUUUACUUCAUUCACAUAUUUAACUUAUUACUUUUUCAUUUCUUCUCUUUUUAUUGUCUCAAAUGUUAGUUUCUGAUCAAAAGAGAGGGCUUUCAGAUU